Messenger RNA from Pygocentrus nattereri (red-bellied piranha), 4808 nucleotides. It is a transcript of the gene cnga1a, whose product is annotated as cyclic nucleotide gated channel subunit alpha 1a. The coding region runs from base 539 to 2644 and encodes 701 amino acids. Lineage: Eukaryota; Metazoa; Chordata; Actinopteri; Characiformes; Serrasalmidae. The record is from RefSeq and is a predicted model, not a curated record. The transcript is spliced from 7 exons. Gene Ontology annotation, biological process: monoatomic cation transmembrane transport. Gene Ontology annotation, cellular component: intracellular cyclic nucleotide activated cation channel complex; plasma membrane. Gene Ontology annotation, molecular function: protein-containing complex binding; intracellularly cAMP-activated cation channel activity; cGMP binding.
UACUCUCUGAUUCAGACAUAGAAAGAGAACAGACCGUAGAAAAGCCAGUUAGCAAAACCAAUGCCGCUGGACAGAUAGCACUAAAAUGUUGGGAUUUUGAGACGCUUAUGCUCUAAACAGUGUCACUUAAUGGAUCAAUUGGAUUUAUUAAUGAAUAUAUGAUACAAAAUUGCCAAAGAAUCAGUGAGUUGGCUUUUCUCAAACUCAAAUAAUCUGUUCACGUUCAUUACUGGAGAACAUACGCUAAUAUUUAGCUGAGUUAGAGAGGGGAUGUCUGGCUUUGCCAAUGCCAUUUCAUCCUCUUAUUAGCCACCCAAUCCUUUUCAGGGUCAGCGACCUGGAGCACUACAGCGGAGCAACACUACGAGGGAAAAUUAAGAUUGUCUGCAUCCUCCAACACCCCAAUACUCUUUCCCCAGUACUGUCUUCAAUCAGAGUGGACGACAGUGAAUCUUUGGAACUUCAGCUGGGUGAAGAUUUGAAGAGUAUUGUGCCAAGACGACACAUUUGGAAAAUUUGAAUAAGGAGCUAAAGAAUCAUGAGGAUUGUUACUGGUUCGGCGACUCUUACCGUGCCUCCACGAAUGGAUCCAGUUUUGGAAGAAGACUCAGGAGAAGACGGCGGGAGCCCUCGUCCUCCUCCAAGUCCGAGACGCCUCUUCAAUGUGAACAACAGCAACAACAAUGAAGAGGAGGAGAAGAAAAAGGCGAAGAAGGAGAAAAAGGAAAAGAAAGAAAAAAAGGAGAAGAGAGAGAAGCAGAAAAAGGAAGAAAAGGAACAGGAGAAUGAAAAGGAGAAGGAGAAAGAAAAGGAAAAGCAGGAGAAGGAGAAGGAAAAGGAGAAAGAGAAGGAGAAGGAGAAGGAAAAAGAGAAGGAGAAGGACAAAAAGGAGGGGCCGAAAGAGAUGUUCGUGAUUAACCCAGAUAGCAACCUGUAUUACCAGUGGCUGCUGCUCAUCACUCUCCCUGUCAUGUACAAUUGGACGAUGAUCAUUGCAAGAGCCUGUUUUGAAGAACUGCAGCACAACUAUCUGAUAACGUGGUUCAUCCUCGACUACCUCUGCGAUUUGCUUUACGUAGCUGACAUGGUCUUCAGGACAAGAACUGGGUACCUGGAGCAGGGCUUGCUCGUCAAGGACAAGAAGCUUCUUCUCAAGCACUACACAGACAGCUUUCAGUUUCGAAUCGACGUCAUCUCCAUGAUACCCACCGAUGUGUUGUACUUUGCCCUGGGGCUGGACUACCCUGAGAUCCGCAUCAACAAGCUGCUUCGCCUCAACCGCAUGUUUGAGUUUUUUGACCGCUCACAGACCAUGACCAACUACCCCAACAUCUUCCGUAUCUGCACACUCGUCAUGUACAUCAUUAUCAUCAUUCACUGGAAUGCAUGCAUCUACUUUUCUUUUUCAAAGUCCAUCGGUUUUGGAUCGGAUCCCUGGGUGUACCCUUCACUCGAUGAGCCUGAGUUUGGAGAUCUCUCACGGAAGUAUUCCUUCAGCCUCUAUUGGUCCACCCUUACUCUCACUACCAUUGGGGAGACACCCUCCCCUGAGCUGGACUCUGAGUUUUUCUUUCAUGUAUUCGACUUCCUGGUGGGCGUGCUGAUCUUUGCCACCAUCGUGGGUAACAUUGCCACCAUGAUCUCUAACAUGAAUGCAGCACAAGCCCAGUUCCAGGCCCGCAUCGACAACAUCAAGCAGUACAUGCAUGUGCGACAUGUCAGCAAGGACUUGGAGAAGCGCGUCAUCAAGUGGUUUGACUACCUGUGGACCAACAAGAAGGCGCAGGAUGAAAGGGAGGUGCUACGGUACCUUCCAGACAAGCUGCGGGCAGAAAUCGGCAUGAAUGUGCACCUGGACACUUUGAAGAAGGUGAGGAUCUUCGCGGACUGUGAGGCUGGAUUGCUGAUUCAGUUGGUGCUCUUCUUGCGCCCUCAAGUCUUCAGUCCCGGUGACUACAUAUGCCGUAAGGGUGACAUUGGCCGGGAGAUGUACAUCAUUAAGGAAGGAAAGUUGGCUGUGGUAGCUGAUGAUGGAGUUACACAGUUUUGUGUCCUGGGAGAUGGUAGCUACUUUGGUGAGAUCAGUAUCCUGAACAUCAAGGGCAGCAAAGCUGGAAACCGCAGAACGGCCAACAUCCGCAGCAUCGGAUACUCAGACCUCUUCUGCUUGACAAAGGAUGACCUAAUGGAGGCUCUGACUGAGUACCCGGAAGCCAAAACCAUGCUGGAGGACAAGGGCAGGCAGAUCCUCCUGAAGGACGGUUUGAUAGACCUGGACCCAGCCAACCUAAAGCCAGACCAGAAGGACCUGGAGGACAGAGUGAACCGCAUUUACUCCACCAUGAUGCUGAUGCAGACCAAACUGAAGAAGCUGCUUGAGAACUAUGACAAAACCGAGAAAGACCUCAAACAGCGCAUUGCUCAAAUAGAGCGCUAUGCAGGCGAGGAGGUAGAGGAGGAUGAGGAGGAAGAGCAGGAGGGGCAGAAGGAGGAGGAGGCAGCACCAGAGCAAGAAAAGGAGGAAGAGACCAAAGAUGAGCAGAAAGAUGGAGAGGACAAGCCAGAGGAGGAGGAGAAACCAGAAGAGGAAAAGAAACCAGGGGAAGAGGAGAAGCCAGAAGGGGAGGAGAAGCCAGAGGAGUAGAAGCAUUUAAACAUCUCAGCAACUGUGCAGUAAAUGGAUCCUACAAGUACAAAAUAUUACAGCAUGUGAGACAUUUUGAAACAACCCAGUAGGGAAUAGACCAGAGGCAUCUAUCUUGGGCAUGAAGGAUAACUUUCAGACACAGCAGAUCAGUCAGGCCCUCUGAGAUUCACACUGCUCAAGCAGUUUCUUCAUGAUCUUUUGUAGCAGUAAACUCAAAUGGCCACAAGACUGCAGUAGAGAGUCUUUGACAGCUAGUUUUACUGAGAAUGCAGUGAUUUCUAAUCAGUGCAUGGAGGCAGCUUUAAAGCUAUACAGGGCUGUGCAAAAUGCUUUUAUCAGUAAUAAAAAAGAGCAUCCUAGAGAGGCUGAAGUAAAUAUAGGGAGGGGUUCACCAAUUUGUGAAAGACAACAAUUCAUAAAUAAGGUUGUUUCAAAAACCUUCUUAAUUUCAUCACCAUGUAUGCACCCCCCACCCCCUCUCAAAGUGGCGUCUGUCAUUUCUGAAAAUUUGGGGGGCCCCAACCAACAUCAUAUUUUGCCCACAGCACACACCACACCACAGCAUGUGUGGUGUGUGGAUGUUCUUCAGUCCUGUUGGAAAAGCAUCACCAAUCUGCUUAAUACAGUGAUCAGGACUUUGAAAAGUUGCCUAAAGACAAAGUGAGGCUUUUUGUUGAAAGAAUCUACGACAGAAUGUAACACUUUUGUGAGUCUCCAUGUAAUUCUAUGUGUAUUAUUUCAUAGAUUUGAUGACUUCACUGUUAUUCUUAAAUGUUGAAAAUAGUACAAAUACAAAACAAACUCUUCUUUGAGUAGGUGUGUCCAAACCUUUGACUAGUUGUGCUAAUGAGAUCCUCAUGAAUACGCUACUAUACACCAUUUCACUUCUUUUCCAUAGACCGGCACUUACAUUUAUCAUGCAGCCUACAAGGCACUGAUGCUUCCCAGCCAGAUUCUGUUUUCUGAACACAGAUGUGAAACAUGAAUUUUGCAUCUAAAUGCAAAAAAGUUUCAAUUGUAUUCUGAAUCUUUAUGAAGAUUCUGGCUGCAGAUGACUGGAGUUGUAGGAAUAAUUGUAAUUCAUUUGGAUUUAUUUUCUGCUUUGUAAAUAAACUCACAGAGUUUUUGGAAGAAAGUUUUAUUUUCUGAAAAGAAAAGAAAGAAAGUAAGAAGUCUUACAGCUUAUAUGCUAAUGGGGAGGCUGGCAGGGGUGGUAGAACCAUAAUUUCAGAUUUAAUAUAAAUGUUUUCUAGGGGUUUUGUGGUCAUGAUAUAUACAUAAUAGUCAUGCAUUUGCGUAAAUGUGUUUAAAGCAAUAGGGACCAGUUUUUUUUCAGGAAAACUUGCACAAACUACUCAGUAUAAAGGCAUUUAAUUGUGAGCCAUUUGAAACUUACCCUGCUUGUAUUAGUCAAAACUGCAGUUUGGAACAUGCGCAUAGUUAUUUAAUGAAUGACGAUGUCUGUCGGAAUCAGGCCCGUCAUCAGGGGUUCAGUUACCCACCAAUCAACAUGCCUUGCUAAGUCCACUGUCUUGUGCAUGUGAAACUAUACUUCGUAGCUACUUUUUCUCUGCAUGCACUACACCCCAACACGCCGCCCCCAACACCCACUUUUUUGGUGCUCAAAAGCCACGCUCAUGAUUUAGCUCUAGCAACAGGCCUGAUUAAAACACUCAUCACGGUAAUGCAGAAAUUAUAACCAAGACUUUUCUGUUUGGGCUGUUGAGGCUGCUGGGCAUGUUUUUCACGCAAGUGGGGAAGUUCUGCCUCCUGUGGAUUUUGUAAUCUAACAUAUUUUAAAAAUCAACCAUCAUAAAUCUAGCAUUCAAUAGUGCUCCUCUUUUUUAUCACUGCUUCUUGAUUACGUACUUGAGGUUUCUUGCGUAUUCAUGAAUGCCUCUGAUCAGUUUUGAGUUCAGUCCCAAAGCCGCCUUGAUUAUGCCUUAUAAUCAAAUACACAUAAGCUGUUCCAAGCUGUAUUUGGUGUCAACAAAGUGUUUUAUAUCAUUUCUACCAACAGCAUUCCUCUAAAAUACACAUUUUAAAAAGAAUAUUUUGCUUUUGGUGAAACUACUAUCACAGCACACAAGUAAUCCUGAGUUCUAGCUCCAAUUUAGUUUGUGUCAAAACGCAGAGUCAAUAAAAACAUUUUACUAUUAGA